CAACGGGGAAACUACAGAGGCAGCUCCACAGCAGCUUUUCACCAAGCUUUUGUGGUGAUGUUUUGACAGCUGAAGAGAUGAUCCAGUCCAGAAGUAUGAGGACAACUGAAGGAAGAUCCAAGCCCACGUGCUCAGUCCCUAGGUUGUUUGAAUUGGACCCUGACCUGUUGCCCCUUUUCCAGUACAAUUGCAAGCAAUUUGCCAGCCCUCAGGAGUGCCUCUCUGCCCCGGAGUUCCUGGAUCACAUCAGGAAGGUGAUGCUGGUGAUUGAUGCUGCUGUGAGCCACCUAGAGAACUUGUCCUGCCUGGAAGAGUAUCUCUGCAACCUUGGCAAGAAGCACCAUGCAGCUGGUGUGAAGGUUGAGUCUUUCUCGACUGUCGGCGAGUCCUUGCUGUACAUGCUGGAGAAAUGCCUGGGCACGGCCUUCAGCCCAGACGUGCGGGAGGCUUGGAGCAAGCUGUACGGCGCUGUGGUGAGAGCCAUGUGCCGCGGCUGGCAGAGCCUCCCGCAGCCGGACUAGCUCCCGCCAGCCCCGGCCACGAGCGGCCCCGCGCAGGGCAGCGCUCGCUCUGCUGCUCUCCACCUCCGUCUCUCUGUGCCCGGCCGCGCUUUCGGGCUCUCCCAGAGGUUCUGCCUUGCUUUGACACAGCCACACCUGUGCUGAGGGCGGCAGGGCACAUCUCUGCAGCGCAGCUGCGGCACAGGAACGCUGCCCUGCCCCAGGUCCCUCCGGGCCGGCCGCAGCACCUGCACCCGUGUACCUACCCUGGUUUUUAGGUGGUUCGUCUUCUUCCCUCCUCUUGCUGCCCACCCUGGUUAGCUGGCAGCUAGCAUAGGCCUCUCAGGCUUGUUUGUCUGAGCUCUCAUUUGGCAUGCUGGUGACUGCCAGGGCCGGCACUGCUCCCUCCCCUCACACAGCUGUGCUCGGAUCAGCUGUGGCAAAGGCAAGUUUGGCCCCCUCCAGGGCAGGGGCAGGGACAGCAGAGGUGGCAGCUAGCAGGGCCUUAUGGCCCUCCUCCCCAGGCCUUGUGGGGAGCUUUUCCCCCUCUCCCUUCACCAACAUACCACUACUAUAUGCCCUCUUCUGCCUUGCCUCUCCCCUGGGUAGGAUCCGUGACUUUUCCCCAUGUCAGGUUGGCCACAACUCAGUGUGUUUCCCAGGGGUGCUUCAAGCAAUGGAGUCAUGUUAAUCUGUUGAUGUGAGGCUGCUUUUCGAAGGUCUGGGCUGCUAACUGAAAGGCUUGGCGUUGGUUUGGCCAGUUGAUUUAACCUGAGGGCCAGCUGAAAUGCAAUAGCUGUGGUGGCUCUUUACUGCUUUGGCUUAAGGAGACUAAAGUAAAGACAAGGAAAAGAUGUCUUAAAAUAAAAAUGAAGGUUGCAAUCAUGUCAUGGCAACGGCUUCCAGAAAUCAUUCUGGCUCUCAGCCAGAGGAAGCAUAGCUGGAAUUUCUCUACCGAUGCUGUCAGGACCUGGAGCACUUCCCAGCUACACACAGGACUCCUCUGCAGAGCUCCUCACCCUUCAGUAAUCCCACCCAGCCACACCUGAGAUACAGGCACUUCUGAGCAGGGCAGUAGGUACCCAGUUAGAUGUGUGCAGCAGUAGUGUGUCAGGACUGGAAUGAGAAGACAGCAUCUGUCAGAAGGAACCUCAGGAAAUGGCUACGAGGCAGCACCUGAGGGCUCUGAGGGGAGCUUAACCUGAGCACUUCAAAGAAGAGUUCAUCUUCAUGGGGAAGUCACAGUGAGACAGGCAGAAUCGUAUUUCCAGCCAUCACUAGCCCCAGGGCAAGGUCAUGGAGCAAGUAUUCAGUUAGAGGCAGUGGCCUUUUUGGCUGUUUCUUCAGAGCAGGAGGAACCCUGCAUUGAGGGCUGAGAUGGAACGUGUUCUAGAGACACAUUCCUCCUGUACUCAGACAUCCUCCCUUCUGGGGCAGGAGAAGGCCACUCACUCCUUGCAGCUGCAGUGGAUGUCUCCCAGCCCCAUGCCAUGGAGGGCAGGAGAGAGUGCCCGGUGAGACAAGGCUCUGCUGCCCUGCCGCCAGGCCUGGUGCUUACUGCAAGCAGUGAGCUCUCCAGCUGUGUUUGGGAUGGCAGCUGAGGGGCAUUGUGGAACAAGCAGUGAAUGCCCCUGUGUAAGAUGCUUGCUGUGCUCCUGUGGUCCUGCAGCAUGGUGGUGUGCAUCCUGCUCCAUGGCUCUCUCCACUAGCUCGUUCAGGUGAGGUUCUCCCCAUUCUCAUGCCAGGCAGUAAGGGAUGGGAGAGACAAGGCUGUGGUCUUGGCUGGGGAGGCACUAGCUGUGAUGGCAUGGUACAAGGCAGGAAGGUUUGGGAAUGGGGAGUUCCUCUUUGCAAACCUGCUUGGAGGCAUCAGCCUUCAGCAUCAUGGGGGCACCUUUUGGCUCUGUGUGACGAGAAGGCAGCUGUGUGGGUGAGGUGUGGGUGUUACUGCCCCAAACCAUCCCUGCUCCCCCUAGCUUUCCCAGCUCCUUCCACUUCUCAUCUGCACCAUGUUUUGUGUAACUCUCAAGGGAACUGAACU
Colius striatus (speckled mousebird) is the source of this 2541-nucleotide messenger RNA. RefSeq names its product neuroglobin (gene NGB). The coding region runs from base 78 to 521 and encodes 147 amino acids. The transcript has 4 exons. NCBI's taxonomy places the organism in Eukaryota, Metazoa, Chordata, Aves, Coliiformes, Coliidae. Gene Ontology annotation, molecular function: oxygen binding; heme binding. The record is from RefSeq and is a predicted model, not a curated record.